Messenger RNA from Carcharodon carcharias (great white shark), 1945 nucleotides. It is a transcript of the gene plcxd2, whose product is annotated as phosphatidylinositol-specific phospholipase C, X domain containing 2. Lineage: Eukaryota; Metazoa; Chordata; Chondrichthyes; Lamniformes; Lamnidae. Gene Ontology annotation, biological process: lipid metabolic process. Gene Ontology annotation, molecular function: phosphoric diester hydrolase activity. The transcript is spliced from 5 exons. Bases 52 to 1275 code for a protein of 407 amino acids. The record is from RefSeq and is a predicted model, not a curated record.
GUUUGCUGUCUGUGAGCAUUCUUCAAUGCGAUUGGCUCCUUACCCUGCUUGAUGAUGUUACUGCUACCAGACACCUGGAGAUCUUCUUGGCGUGUUGCCAGAUUCAAAUUAAUGUUGGGGAAGGUGUUUCAAGGUGUUUUCGUUCAGCUCCGGCUCCACUUCCCGUUUCGCUUUCUCGCCGCCUCUGGGCUCCGGGUUUCGGCUGAGCCGAUGGUCGGGGUUGGUUGGUCUUGGCUUGUCCGGGCAAUGCUGCAGCUCCGGGGCUCACAGUCUCCGCAGGAGCAGGAGCCGGCGCGGGCUCCGGGCUCGGGUUCGGGUCCGGGCUCGGGCUCUCCCCAUGCAGACUGGAUGGGGAACCUGCCGCAUUCGCUCAGCGCCCUGCCCCUGGCCAAUCUGGCCGUACCAGGAUCUCACGACUCCUUCAGCUUCUGGAUGGAUGAAAAAUCUCCCGUUGGCCCAGACCAACCCGUUGUCGUAAGGCACCUGGCCGGAAUUUUCCAAUCUUUCUGGAAGAAGAUGAUGAAGAAAUGGUCAGUGACACAAAGCUUGACUUUUCGGGAGCAGCUGGAGGCAGGCAUUCGCUAUUUUGAUCUCCGAGUUUCCACCAAACCCGGAGAAGAUGACGAGCUUUAUUUCAUCCAUGGCUUGUUUGGCAGCAAAGUUUAUGACGGUCUGAUAGAAAUUAACAAUUUCUUGAAAGCUCAUACCAAAGAGGUGAUCUUUCUGGAUUUCAAUCAUUACUAUGAAAUGCAAGACUCAAACCAUGAAUACCUUAUCCAAAUGCUUAAAAAGACCUUUGGAUCAAAACUCUGCAGAGCCAAUAUAGUUGAGGAAAUCACACUCCAGUAUUUAUGGGAACACAAAUACCAGGUGCUCGUGUUUUACCACCACCCCUUGGCCCACGACUUUCCCUUCCUCUGGCCAGGGAAUCAGAUGCCAGCCCCCUGGGCAAACACCACUGAUGCACAGAAAUUGGUUCAGUUCCUGGAGACAACAUUGAACGAGCGGGCAAAGCGAGGAACCUUUCACGUGUCUCAGGCCAUCCUGACACCUCAAACCAAAACAGUCAUUCGAGGACUGAUUGUCGGAUUGCGCGAUUCUCUCGUUGCAAGAAAUCUUCCUACGAUAAUGAAUUGGGUGAAAUCUCAGAAACCCGGUGUGAAUGGGGUCAACAUCAUCACCUCAGACUUUGUGGAACUUGUUGACUUUGCUACGACUGUGAUCAAGCUAAACAAUUUGCUGUUGCAUGACAGGACAAAACGCGAACAUACUUAGAAUGCUUCUUUAUUUUAACCAGGAUGGAAAAUAUCACAUUGAUCUCCUGUGUGACUGUUCGUAGGGAGUCAAAACCAAGCGUAGUUUCCAGGCGCGUUAGACUGGUUCAGUGCAGACUGACGUAAUUCAGAGUUUCCAUCUUAAAGUCAUACAUUCUGUCCUUUUUAUAUUCCUAUUUAAAAAUCCUAAGUCCCCACUUAUGAUGAGAACCACCUAUAAAAGCCAGUUACGCCGUACUUGUAGUCUAGCUGUGACACUGGAGCGCCUCCACUCGUGGGAGGAUGUAAUUACAGCGUGACGUCUUUACAUAGGCAGGGUCUAAUAUACAUGCGACCAUGUAGAAAUUUAUGAGAAAAUAUUAUGGAUGUGAUGAUUUUCAUAUAUAUAUUUAUAAAUGACAGUGAUUAAUACUAUUAAAACCACAGGGUGUUUUUGAAAAGGUGCUUUGGAAAAUUAAUAUUUUAAAAAAUUAAUCAGGAUUGUACGAAAACAGUGAAAAAUAGACUCCAACACUACUUGAAUCUUUGAUCACGAGUUAUAAUUUGGACAUUUUGUAUAUAUCGAUAUCACCAAAUGAAAAGUUAAAGGCUAACAAAUUGAAGAGGGAACAAUAUGUCUGAAUGAAAACAAAAAACUGCGGAUGCUGGAAAUCCAAAACAAAAACAGAAUU